AUGUUGAAUGGGGCCUUCACAGAGCCUCAGCACUGGUCACUCCGCGGCACGACCACCCAGACUCCCCCACCCCACUCCCCAGCUGGUGUGGCUCAGUGCCAGGACAGCGCUACUAACCGACACCCAGAUGUUCCUACUUCCUGUGAGCUUUUUGGGAAGAAGUUCAGGGAGCAUCCUGUGGUCAUUCUGCUGGAAGUAAUCUCUAGGCUGACGUGGGGCGAGGCGGGGGCGGAGCAGAGGGAAAUCGGACAGUUUUUUCGAAUUCAGCCCACGUGGGUUCAGCUGCAUCCAGCCCCGGAGGUGGAUCGUGCCCUGGGAAAUAUAGUGCUCGGGCUGCCGGUCCAGCCCGCCUCCGGAGGGGCCCGAGAAAGAAGGCCUCGGAUCUGCUCCCCGCCCAGGCCCACCUCCCCGCCUCCUCCUCCCAUGUUUGCUCUAGGCUCUGGCACCUGCUCCGCAGCUGCAGGCUUCCCACGCUGGCUGCUAGAAGUUGGCUGUGGCAGCCGCUGUUUAACCCGAGUGGAGUCCCUUGGACAGCGCCGGAGGUUGGGUGAGGAGGAGGGAAUACCCGCGAAGAAGCACGGCAGGUUGUCUGCAAUCCAACUCUGCCUGGAGUUUCCCCAGCUCUCUAGGAGCGAGACCUCUCGCAACACCUCUUUGGCCAAAGUUUGUCUUGGCUGCCCCAUCCCCCCAUCUCCACCCUUCCAAGGGCGCGGUCCUGCCUUGUGGCAAGAGGUUCUCGUCCCGGGCUGGGGCUGGGGUGGGAGCGGGGAUUGGCAACAGGAGGGAAGCCGUACAAAGAAGUGCCUUUUCAGCCUCAGACUCAGUGGGAACGAAGUGGAGCGGGGGUGGAGAAAGGGAGGCCACCGAGGCAGCUGCAGACUGUGGAGCUCGCAGCGAGCUCUGGAGUCUUCUCUGAGAAAGCCUCCCUUCUUCCUUACCAUUCUUCCUUACGUUUACGCUACAGCAGACCCCAAGUGUAGGACAGAGGCCUUGGACUUGGUGUUCCUGAUCCACGGCUCCCGUAGUGUGCACCCCUUUGAGACAAUGAGUUGUUUCUUGGUGAACAUUAUUCGGGGUCUAGAUGUUGGACCCAUGCCACCCGUGUUGGCUUGAUCCAGUCAGUCCUCGAGCCAGGGGGCAGAGCGUUUUCUCUCCUGGGAGCCUUCUUCCGGAGAAGACACGGAGCAUGCCAUCCAUGCCGUCGUAAUCGUCCCCCUGGCACAGGGCACCAACGGUCUGGCCAUCCAGUAUACCAUGAAUGUAGCCAUCAGCGUGGCCGAGAGCGCUCAACCCUUGGAAGCCCAGGUGUCUUGUGUCGCCGUUAUAGCGAGUGAUGGGCGGCCACUGAUGAUGAGUGGUCGAAGGGGUAUCGAGAUCUACUCAGUGGGAGCACAGCGCGCUGAUGUGGGCUCCCUGCCUGUUAUGGUAUCGCCUCUGGUGGACGAACGUUAGUCCUUGGACCUUAUACAACAGUUUGGCUUUCUUUUCAGAGCCUAUUGGGCCGUCUGCAUUUGCCCCGAGGGCUGCCGGCUCCAGGCUGAUGGGAAGAGCUGUGGCAGGUGCCAGGCGGGCCACGUCGAUCUGGUUCUGGUGAUAGACGGCUCCAAGAGCGUCCGACCGCAGAACUUCGAGCUGGUGAAGCGUUUCGUGAAUCAGAUCGUGGACAUCCUGGACGUGUCCCCCGAGGGGACACGCGUGGGGCUGGUGCAAUGCUCAAGCCGCGUGCGCACCGAGUUUCCUCUGGGCCGCUACAGGACAGCGAACGAAGUGAAGCAGGCGGUCCUGGCCGUCGAAUAUAUGGAGAAAGGCACCAUGACCGGGCUGGCGCUGCGCCACCUGGUGGAGCACAGCUUCUCCGAGGCGCAGGGAGCUCGGUCCAGAGCCCAGAAUGUGCCCCGCGUCGGCCUCGUCUUUACCGAUGGCCGCUCCCAGGAUGACAUCUCAGUGUGGGCCGCGCGGGCCAAGAAGGAGGGCAUCAUCAUGUACGCGGUGGGGGUAGGCAAGGCUGUGGAAGAGGAGCUGAGGGAGAUCGCCUCGGACCCCCCAGAGCAACACGUCUCCUAUUCGCCUGACUUCAGCACUAUGACGCACAUGCUGGAGAACCUAAAAGUCAACAUUUGUCCUGACCUGGAGAAUCAGCUGACCAACCAGAAGUGGGGGUCGGCAGCAGUUCGGACCCGACCGGAUUGUAGCAUCCUCAUUCCUUUCCCGCCCAUCCUGGGUUCUGGCCCACUUGUGCGGGCGGCCGCCACAAAUAGGCGACCAUGCCAGUGA
Messenger RNA from Dromiciops gliroides (monito del monte), 2274 nucleotides. Its product is annotated as matrilin-4-like. Lineage: Eukaryota; Metazoa; Chordata; Mammalia; Microbiotheria; Microbiotheriidae. The record is from RefSeq and is a predicted model, not a curated record.